This is a messenger RNA of Bubalus bubalis (water buffalo), 3233 nucleotides long. RefSeq names its product orphan sodium- and chloride-dependent neurotransmitter transporter NTT5. Gene Ontology annotation, biological process: sodium ion transmembrane transport. Gene Ontology annotation, cellular component: membrane. The record is from RefSeq and is a predicted model, not a curated record. The transcript is spliced from 12 exons. The coding region runs from base 451 to 2700 and encodes 749 amino acids. NCBI's taxonomy places the organism in Eukaryota, Metazoa, Chordata, Mammalia, Artiodactyla, Bovidae.
CUCUCUGGGAGCCAGGCGUCUGUUCCCGCUUCCUGCAUCGCUCCGCCUCUGGACGCAGACCUCGGAACUUAGCUUCUCAUCUCCCUUUCUUCCCAGGAAUUUAGGGGUCCAGGAUGCCCUGACCCUGGGAGGGAAGGGUCGGCCCCCAAGCAGGGUAGCAAAACGCCAGCGGUUAGAGCAGAAGUCUGGUGGCCCAUCCGGCCCCCUCUCUGCUCCCCCGCUCGCCUCCCCUCUCUUCCCGCUUUCUCUCUCCUCAACCAGGCCUCGGAUGGGCCGGACCUGGAGACAACGACUCCUCCAGCAGGUGAUGGGGCUGAGGCCGGUAGGGUUGGGAUGUGAUAGGCGCGGCCUUCACUGACUCUCGACUCCUGGUACUCUCCCUCUCCCGUCUGAAUCAAAGAGCAAACUGCAGAUUCCCUCAGGAGUUAGUGGGCCUGUAAGAAGAAAGUCAUGGAGUCCCUUGAAGAAAUAUCAGAGGAAGAGUCCCCCAAAGAACGCCACACUUCCUCAACACCGUCCUGGAAGCUCACAGCCAAGGAGAUUCUGGCCACCAAGACCCAAAACUACUUUGCUCAGACUAAAAGAGCUGAGAACAUCUUGAUCCAGGUUGCCUUCUCCAUUGGUCUAAGCAGCAUAUGGCGGUUCCCUUACCUGUGUCAUCUGAAUGGAGGAGGCAGCUUUAUCCUGGUGUACUUCUUCAUGCUCCUCUUUUUCGGGGUUCCCCUCAUGUACAUGGAGAUGAUCAUGGGGAAAUAUCUGCGCGUGGACAACAUCCUGGUCUGGAAGCAGCUUGUCCCCUGGCUGGGUGGCAUAGGCUACGCCAGCAUACUGGUGUGCAUCUUGGUGAGCUUGUACAACAGCAUUAUCAUCACCUGGAGCCUCUCCUACCUAAGCAACUCCUUUCGUUACCCCCUGCCGUGGGACAAGUGCCCACUGGUGAGGAACAUCAAUGUCACCGACCUUUCUUGCCUUCAGACUGUAACCCAACAGUACUUCUGGUACCACACCACUCUGAACGCCUCAAACCACAUUGAAGAAGAGGUCGAGACCCUCGUCCUGAAUCUCACCCUGGGCAUCUUCACAGUCUGGUUCCUCCUCUUCUUAAUCAUGAUGGUAGGGCUAAAGAUUUCAAUGCAGACGCUGAUUUUCUCAGUAUUCCUUCCCUACAUCAUCCUCCUCUGCUUCCUCAUCCGAGGUCUCUUCUUGGAAGGUGCAAUCACCAGCCUCAGACGUAUGGUGACCACAGAGUUCUCUGCCUGGGCCUCGCUGGACCUGUGGCGUCAAGCAGGAGGCCACGUGCUCUAUUCCCUGGGCCUGGGCAUGGGCACCAUCAUCUUAUUCUCCUGCAAGUCUGGAGGCGACAACUAUGCCCAGGUGGCCUCUUUGGUGAUCCUGGUCAACUUGGUGACUUCAUUGCUGACUACGUCCAUCAUCUUUAUAGUGCUGGGGUUCUGGAGCACCACCAGUGGACACGCCUGUAUCAAGCAGAGCGUCUCAAAGCUGAUGCAGCUGAUAGACGAGGGGGUGCUGCCUCAGAAUGCCAAGCCCCCCAAAGACAUCCUGCUGCUGCCCACCCUGGACUACAUAAAAUGGAUCAACAGUCUCCCGGGCCAUCUCCGGCAACAGGUCAUCCACUUAUCCCCAUCCUGCAGCAUCAAGGUGCAGAAGGAAAUGUUCAUGGAGGGCCCCGGCCUGGCACUCGCAGCCUUCUCCCAAGUCGUCUCGUUGUUCCCUGGCUCCUCUUUCUGGGCCAUCCUCUUCUUCAUGGCCCUGCUCAUCAUAGGCUUGAGCAACUUGAUGAGGCUCUUGGAAGGCAUUGUCUUUCCCCUCCAGAACUCCAUCUCCAUCUUCAGGAAUUAUCCCAGGAUACUCUCAGCGAUCGUCUGCUUGGGAGGUUUUCUGGGCAGCCUCAUCUUCACCAGUCGUGCUGGCAGCUACAUAAUGUACUUGUUUGAUGACCUCCUGGUCCCACUGACCCUCAUCAUCACCGUGGUCUUCCAGAACAUGGCCCUGGCUUGGAUCUAUGGAGCUGGGAGGUUCAGGGAAGAAAUGUUCAGUGAGAUGGGCCGCCCUCUGUGGCCCUUCUCCUCAUUCCUGUGGUGCUACGUGACCUUGCCAGGGCUGCUGGCCCUCCUCACCAUCUGCCUCAUGCAGCUGUACCAGGGGACACACCUCUACUACACUGCCUGGAAUACCAGUGAGAGCCAGGAAGUGAAACAUCUCUACCCGCAGAACAGCCUGGGCUGGGUCAUCUUCCUCAGCAUCCUCACCUUCCUGCCGAUUCCAGUCCACCCACUCCACCAGUGGUGGUCCCUCCAGGACUACGUUGCCCCGGAUCCCUUUGAAAAGCUAAUGUCUAAAAAGACACCCAUGCUGUCCUCCAUGUCCUCACAGAGGCCGAAGCACCACUCGGUGAAGUCCCAGGAGAGAACCAGCAACGCCUCAACCAGAGGGUUAAGUAUGUCCUUACUCAGGUCGCUGAAACCCGAGUCAGGGUGUCUCAGCCAGGACUCAGAGAAGUAUGAGGGCUCCUCCUGGUUCAGCCUGCCUCUACUGACCUCCCUGUCGUCUUCCUUGACCAUAAGGAGUGCCAGCCUCCGUGUCUCAAGGCAGGUGAGCCCAGCCUCGAUAAACACAGACAACAGCUACAAGGGCGGGGAGACCAAGGAAGAAAGCCCAAAAGAGAAAUCUGUUCAGUAACUUGCGACACCGCCCACCUUUUCCAAGGCAGCAAGUCUGUCCAAUGACUGGCGGCAUUUGUGAACAUUUUUCUACAGAAAUAGUUGGUUCUGACAAAAGGGAGGGGAAGGGGCACGUGGAAAACUUGCCUAGCAAUCGAUGACAUCAGCCAUUUGACCUUGGAAGGAAAUGCACAACCCGGACGCUCCUUCCUCCCCUCCACCACUUUUGCUCAGUGGAACACUCUGCUUUGGGAUGGAGGAACUCAGAAGAAGAAGUCACCUCCAUUGCUACCAGGACUGGACCUGGUGCCCCUUUCCCCCUGCGAAGUGGGGGCACCAUGCUGGCAUGAUGGCAUGGGCAUCACAGCACUUCCCAGGACCCAACUUCCAGUUACCAUGGAAGACAGACAACGUUCUCUCCAACGCCCCCACCUCUGCCACCAGACUGGACUGGUGGGGUGGCUGACCUCUCGGGGGCUGCUCUCUCAGAAUGAGGCUGAGACAACAAUGCUGUGAGUUAAUAAAUGGGUCCUCUGGGACCCCACCCCGCUA